Messenger RNA from Tarenaya hassleriana, 2093 nucleotides. Its product is annotated as putative G3BP-like protein. Gene Ontology annotation, cellular component: cytosol; ribonucleoprotein complex. Gene Ontology annotation, molecular function: mRNA binding. The record is from RefSeq and is a predicted model, not a curated record. The transcript has 9 exons. Bases 352 to 1734 code for a protein of 460 amino acids. NCBI's taxonomy places the organism in Eukaryota, Viridiplantae, Streptophyta, Magnoliopsida, Brassicales, Cleomaceae.
UAAAGUCUCUCUCUCUCUCUCUCUCUCUCUCUCUCUUAGAUCUAAAUACCACUUUGUCAGAAAAGUGAAAACCCUACUUAAAUCCGUGUCAUUUCUCUAUCUCUUUCUUCUUAGAUCUGCUUCGCCGGAAUACGAUAGAGAAAGAGAUUAGAUUCCGCUUCCCGUCUCCUUCGCUUUCGGAGAUUUUUUUUUUUUUAAUUUGUAUUGUUGUGUUUGUUUGGAGGGUUAAGUUCUGGGAUUCACGGGUUUGUCUUCGUUGGAUCCUGACCUGGGGAGUGGGGAGUGCUUUCCUAGGGUUUUUCUCACCAGAUCUUCUCUUGUCCGCGCUCUUGCGUUGAGUUUAGAGCAGUAAUGGCGUCUCCUUACCCCGGAGCAGUUCAGGUGGGUUCAUACUUCGUGGGGCAGUACUAUCAGGUGUUGCAGCAGCAACCGGACCUUGUUCACCAGUUCUACUCUGAUGCUAGUAAAGUGGUACGCGUCGAUGGCGACUCCAGCGAGACCGCCUCUACGAUGCUGCAUAUUCACAACAUGGUCGUGUCGCUAAAUUUUACUGCGAUUGAAAUCAAGACGAUCAAUUCUCUGGACUCUUGGGACGGAGGUGUUUUGGUGGUGGUUUCCGGCUCUGUGAAGACCAAGGAAUUCAGCAACAGAAGGCAUUUUGUGCAGACGUUUUUCCUCGCUCCUCAAGAAAAGGGUUAUUUUGUUCUGAACGACAUCUUUCAGUUCGUAGAUGAAGGCACUGUAUUUCAUCAUCAGCAUCCUUAUUUAUCUGAAAGCAAACGAGAGGCUCAGCUGAAUCCUUCGAGUGCAAUUCCAGAACAGCAAGUUCCUGACUACGUCUUGGAGCAAGAGGCAAGGGACUACGUGAACUCAGUCCAUAUCGAAGAUGAUCCAAUUGACAAAUACAGUCUUCCAGAGGAGCCUCAUCAACCGCAUGAAGAAGACAUUGAGAAUGAAGUUGUGGUUGAGGAAACUCCUGUGGAGGAGGAGGUAUCUGCUUCACAUCAAGUUUCGGUUGAGACGGUGCAUGAACCUCCAGCAGCACCAGCAGAAAUACCUGUCGGUGAAAAAUCAAAGAUGACAUAUGCAUCCAUUUUACGAGUUGCAAGGGAGGCAGCUGCAGCGCCAACGGUUCCAACACAACCAUCAUAUGACAAGAGCUCUCAAGCUACAAAUGAGUGGGAACAAUCAUCGAUCCCUCCGGCCCCGCAGGCUACACAACAGACAACUCUGUCUCAUUCUGGUGGUCAGCAAUCAAACACCGCUUUCCCGUAUGUGCCUGACUAUGGAGCCGAGGCUGAAGAUGGCCCGGGAUUUGAAGACUUUGAGUUCAAAUCCGUAUAUGUCAGAAACUUGCCUUCCAACAUAACUACUGCUGAGAUCGAGGAAGAGUUUAAGAACUUUGGUGCUAUCAAACCUGAUGGUGUUUUCAUUCGAAACCGCAAGGAUGUUGUUGGUGUGUGCUAUGCUUUUGUCGAGUUUGAGGAGAUGACAGCUGUCGAGAAUGCUAUCAAAGCCUCACCCAUACUGUUGGCUGGAAGGCAAGUAUACAUUGAGGAACGCAGGCCCAACCCCAGCGGCAUUCGUGGAGGAAGACGAGGACGAGGAAGAAGUGGCUACCCGACCGAGGCCACAAGAGGCCGGUUUGGUUCCCGGGUGGCAGGCAGAGGGAGCAACCAGGGCAGCGGAGAUUACAGACCGAGAGGUAACGGUUAUUACCGUGGUUCGCGGUAAAAUAUCUCGUUGAGGAGACAGAAGAGACAAAGGCCAAUAUCCAACUCAACUGAAUUUCGAUCACUUUUAAGUUAUGUAGCGACCGAGAAUAUGAUUGAGAGAAAUCUUUGAUUGUUUCCCGAACGUAGUUUGUAUUUUCUUGAGGUGGCUUUUUUUUUGGUUAAUAUAUAUAUUUGGGGUCUUAGAUUUUGUAUUGUUUAGAUUUAGGAUUUAGUUCUUCCCGCCUUGAGAUUGGUUUUUGUUGUUCCAAUUCAAGUGGGAGUUUGCGUUUUUUGUUGUGUUUUGGGUUGUUCUUGUUGUGCUACAUAGACUCCAUGGAUAUUGGUUUUCUGACAAAAAAAAAAUAUUUAUUUUGAAUU